AUGGAAUACAUCCAACCAAAACAGCUAUACACCCGCAUCCUGGAUAACGUACCUUGGAAAACGGAUCCAAACGCGAAAGGUGAUCCUAGGAAAAGCGUGAAAUGGAUCGACGGCUUAAGAGGAAUUGCCUCCUUUCUCGUCGUCCUAACUCACCUGGCGCGUGCAUGGGACUACGACCUAUUCGCACCCCGCGACAGUGAAGACGUCGCACCGCGCAUUCUCCAGUGGCCCGUCUUGCGAAUUCCAUGGCAGGGUCGUCUCGGAGUCACCAUCUUCGCCUUCUUGACCGGUUACGUGUGUGCAUUGAAGCCUUUCAAGCAGUCUCGCAAUGGCGACAUGCUUGGUUCAUUUACUUCCGUGGCCAAGAGCGCAUUCCGUCGCCCGCCACGUCUUAUUUUCCCCGCAACCAUCGCCCUUCUUAUUUCCUGGGUCAUGGCUCAGUGUGGUGCUUUUAUCACUGCCAACCGUUCGGACUGUUGGUGGUGCCGUUAUGCUGCCCCGGAUCUGGCGCCGACGUUCUGGGAGGAGUUUGUGCGGUUGUUUAAGAACUUUUUGGACGUCUGGACAACCGGGUAUAUGGCAUAUGAUGAUCAUCAGUGGGCGUUAUUGCCGCUGUUGAAAGCCGCGAUGCUGGUCUACGUGAUGCUUUGCAUCACCAUGUUCGUCAAGUUCCGAUGGCGUCUGGCUAUCUACUUGGGAAUGACCCUUUACUUCCACCAAGACGCCGCCAAAAACACAGAAACCUUCCAAAUGCAGGCAAUCUACGGCAUGUUCCUCAGCGACCUCUCCUACUCAACAUCAUGGAAAGAGUUCAUCGAAAACCACAAAUGGCUCCGUCGAGUAGUCGCAGCUACGCUCACCUGCACGGGUCUCUUCAUCUGCUCCUACCCAGGCGAACACCCGGAAUGGGCAACCUGGUCAAACUACAUGUUCGAGGCCGCCCAGUACAUCUUCCCACCGGGCGUGAACAUCGGCAAACGCUACUCCGCCAUCGGCGUCGACAUGAUCAUCUUCGCAAUCUACAUCUCCCCUUCCACAAAGGAAUUCCUCGCAAACCGUCUUCUCCUCUGGCUCGGAAAGCAGAGUUUCGCCGUCUACCUUGUCCACGGAACACUCCUGCGCACCGUACUCUGCUGGAUGCUGUACGGUAUUACCGGCCAGCCUUGGGAAGGGGAUAUCGUGGAUGGAAAUGGCCAGCCUAUUUUGGAUGAAAACGGCGAGCCGCUCCACCCGCACUGGAUCCCUAUUCGGGCUCCUUGGGUCGUUGGGACCUCGAUCCCGGCUUGGAUCGUGUUGGUUUAUAUUUUUGCGUCGCUGUGGACUUCGUACGUUGAUCCGUUCUGUGCGAAGAUGACGCAGAAGGUGGAGAAGCUUAUGUUUGAGGAGGAUGAGACGUCUGCUGAGUCGCUUCCUCUUAAUAACGUGCCUAUGGCCGCUAUGCCCACUGUGUAG
Penicillium cinerascens is the source of this 1452-nucleotide messenger RNA. RefSeq names its product acyltransferase family protein. Gene Ontology annotation, molecular function: acyltransferase activity, transferring groups other than amino-acyl groups. Lineage: Eukaryota; Fungi; Ascomycota; Eurotiomycetes; Eurotiales; Aspergillaceae. The record is from RefSeq and is a predicted model, not a curated record. The transcript is spliced from 3 exons. Gene Ontology annotation, cellular component: membrane. The coding region runs from base 1 to 1452 and encodes 483 amino acids. Gene Ontology annotation, biological process: polysaccharide biosynthetic process.